Messenger RNA from Pisolithus orientalis, 1386 nucleotides. RefSeq lists its product as uncharacterized. Lineage: Eukaryota; Fungi; Basidiomycota; Agaricomycetes; Boletales; Pisolithaceae. The transcript is spliced from 4 exons. The coding region runs from base 1 to 1386 and encodes 461 amino acids. The record is from RefSeq and is a predicted model, not a curated record.
AUGGCAGAGUCAGGACCUGAAGACCCAGCAACACAAGGGUGCACUGAUGAUGAGGAUGUUGCAGCAGCUGCUUCCUUAGCAAUAUUGGCUAGUAGGCAACCAUUAGGAUUUCAUAACAAUGAUCACCUCACUCUGAUGAACAUCCCAUAUGUGCACCUUAUUGUGUUUGACCCAUUCUUCAUGGUUCUGGAGCUCCUUCACACAGCUUCCUUCAUGCCUUUUGAUCCCUUGUGGCAGGCAUCUCAGUCACAUGACAAGCCGCCGGGAUUGUUAUGGCACUUAACUUUUUGCGACAACACUCUCCACUGCACCCACAUCUCUGGUAACUCUAUGGAACCUGAACUUGCAUACCACCUGACAGCCAAAGAGCCAUUCAAUAAUCCUGAUGCCGGCAUGAUCAUCCGAACUGCUGAUAAAGUCGACUUUCGAAUCUUCAAAUGCAUGCUUUCACUCACGUCUUCCGUCUUCGAAGAUUUGCUUGCUCCUGGAGGCCUUAAAUUCGAAUUUUAUGCAGACCCUAUAUCUAUCCCUGCCAUUACUGUGUUGGAAAACGUCACGACGAUAGACUCGCUACUCAGGCUGGUCUAUCCAGGCGCAAUUUACCCGAAUCCGCCUUUUUCUUCUUUCGAUGACGCUGAACUGUUCCUCGCUGCAGUUGCCAAGUACAACAUGAUCCCAACAAUCGCUGACCGUGCCAAGGAACUGGUCGCAGACAAGUUUCUGAAGGAUCACAUCGUUUCCUUGUAUGCAGUCGCAUGCGAACAUGGGUGGUGCGAUCCUGCGAGAAAGGCAGCAUGGGCAGCGUUGAAGAUUAGGGAUUUAGGGCAGCCAGGUCGGGGAGGAUACGUCAAGGAGUUGGAGACCUUGCCGGCAGCUGCAUUUUACAGACUGCUGGAGUAUCAUCAUGCAUGUGGUGUCAUUGCUAGCGAGCUGAAGUUCGAUUCCGCAUCGUUCCCACCGGCCGGGUGCCCUGGGGACAGGGAUAUAUGCGCGUGGAACGAGCAUCGCCGAUGGCUUGGGAAGAAGUAUGUGAAAGCCUGUCGUAGCAGACUGUUGACUCGGCCACACCCGUCUACAAUUCGAAGAACGUCUACCAAAGAAUGGCUUUAUAUCGACGAACGUACCCACAGUCUUGAUCGCCAGGACCAUGCACAUGUAGCAGCAGACAACCGGUUUCACUUUGUCGAUCUUAGUAAUCCCAGGUCUUCCAAAACCGAGUGGCAAACGUGUCGACGUUUGCAGAAUACGGAUCAGCACUCCCCAUUUUCUUGUGUCAUACCACCGCUUGAGGUGCCGGUAACCACUAGAAGAAUCUCGGAGGACGACUCACGUUCCAAAGCCGGUGUCACCUGCGUUGCGAUUUUAUUCCGUACAAGACAACAAUGA